This is a messenger RNA of Brienomyrus brachyistius, 7623 nucleotides long. RefSeq names its product leucine-rich repeat and fibronectin type III domain-containing protein 1-like protein. The record is from RefSeq and is a predicted model, not a curated record. Bases 1352 to 3412 code for a protein of 686 amino acids. Gene Ontology annotation, molecular function: protein binding. NCBI's taxonomy places the organism in Eukaryota, Metazoa, Chordata, Actinopteri, Osteoglossiformes, Mormyridae. The transcript is spliced from 6 exons.
CAUAGUUGAUUGUAAUUCUUGAGAAACAUAACCUUAUUUAUUACCUCAGCAGGGAAAUCCAAUAUAAACUUGUUCAAUUUGACGGACACUUUUAAAUAAAAAUGUAAUUUCCCUAAGUUGCUUUGGAGAUAACCAAGUGUUGAAAAUGCAAAGCCUGCGGUAACCUACUCCUUCAGCCGAACUAUCAUUCUCAAGGGGAAGGUCCAGAUCUAAUAAAAGCGUAUAGUUGCCGCAACAGAUAGGACGGGAUGCAGUAUCAGACACUGAGGAUGUACCCAUGAAGCGGAUUCUUCUGCUCAGAAACAGCACUAGACACUACAAGGCUUGGAUAAAUUGGGUUUAAACUACAAAAACCGAGAACUGUAAAUUUCUUCGGGGAACGCCGUUUCAUUUCCAUCUGCACCCCCAAGACAAUAAAAUGGAUUUAAUCGUGCACUGGCCUCGAAAAGAUGGAUAAAGACCUGAAAAAUGGACUGCUAUGGAAGGAGCAAGAUGAGUAUGUGGUGACACAACCCAAGAGUGGAGACCCUUGGCAAAUCUGUGGGAUCAGAGGAGCCUGACUCAUGCAAAUGACUGGAGAUGCUUUUUAUGCUAUAGAGGCUGAAGUUGUUGUUGACCAUGACUCUGGACAAGAGAACAGCAGCAGCAAGUCUGGGAUCUGGAGAAUGUGCAACAUUUGAGAUGGAGAUAGAAGAACUAGAGUCAACUAAAAAUAAUGCUAAUUCUGCCUUAUCUAUGGGACUCAGAAGCUUGAUAGACAAAUGUCUGGAUCGUGGAGACUCUGUAAUGGAUUGAGAGUACUCUUCAUUCUCCAAACAUGUGGUCACCACCUUUAAUCUGCAGCACUGGUAUAUCUGAGUGAGCUUAACAGCCAUUUCACGAUGGGUGAUACUUGUCUCCAAUAUUCAUUCUAGUGAGCUCUCUUAAGCUUCAGGGAAGACUUCCCUGAAGAUUGUUAGAUCAUCCACUUGAUUAAAACUGCUGCAUCUUUUAUUGGCUCUUCAGGAUGACCUCAUGCUAGGGGAGAGGUCUGCAUAAGGCACCAUGGAACAGACUGCAUAUAUGCUAUUUUGUCUAUGGUUUUCUGGGGUAUUGUGGCUCAGCAGGUUAGUUUGCUGUGCUAGUGAUUGGAUGGUCAACAGUUAAAUUUUGAUGAUUUUCACCACUGCGCCGUUAAGCAAGGCCCUUAACCCCAAUGGCUAUCAGGACUGGCUGACACUGCACUUGGAUAAAAGAUUAAACAAAUAAAUUUUAUGCUACUGAUGACCUUCACAGGGCCUGCAGGACCAGUGGACAUAAAACAGUUCCAUGAUAUCAGAGAUACACCACCAUAUUUUAUGACGACAGGAACAUGGACAAGAUCAUCUUCUCCCUCCUGAUGCUUUGCCUGUUGGUACGAGGGCAGCUGUGUCCCAAGCGGUGCAUGUGCCAGAACCUGGCACCUUCCUUUGCCAUUGUUUGUGCCAAAACGGGACUGCUCUUUGUUCCUACAGUCAUUGAUCACCAAACCAUGGAGCUGCAAUUGACUGAUAAUUUCAUCACAAUAUUAAGAAGGAAAGACUUUGCCAACAUGACCAGUCUCUCGCAUUUGACUCUGUCCCGCAACACCAUAAGCCAAAUUAUGCCUUAUUCCUUUGCAGACCUCAGUCGACUCCGGGCACUCCACGUAGACAGUAACCGACUCAUUGUUAUAGGCGAUGAUCAAUUCCGCGGUUUGACAAACCUGCGGCACUUAAUCUUGAGUAACAAUCAGCUGCACACCAUUUCCCACCUAGCUUUUGAUGACUUCUUGGAGACAUUGGAGGACUUGGAUAUAUCAUACAAUAACCUAGUUAAUGUACCAUGGGAGACCAUCAGCAGACUGAGUAAUGUGAACACUCUUAACAUGGAUCAUAACUUGAUAGAACAUGUCCCCAUGGGUAUUUUUGCUAGUUUGCAUAAACUAGCCCGUUUGGACAUGACUUCAAACAAGUUGAAGAAGAUUCCCCCGGAUCCUUUGUUUUUGAGAAUUCCGGUUUAUACUAAAUCCAAAGGAUCACCUCUAUCUUCUCUGGUUCUUAGUUUUGGGGGGAACCCACUCCACUGUAACUGUGAGCUGCUGUGGCUCCGUCGACUUACCAGGGAAGAUGAUCUGGAGACAUGCGCCUCUCCACCAGGUCUAAUUGCUAAGUACUUCUGGACCAUCCCAGAGGAGGACUUCAUAUGUGAACCGCCGGUAAUGACCAGGAAGUCUCCAAAAACUUUCUCCAUGGAAGGCCAACCAGCUUCUCUGAAGUGUAAAGCAAAUGGUGACCCAGAGCCACAGAUACACUGGAUCGCUCCUGAUGGCCGCUUGGUCUCCAACACGUCACGGAUUACCAUAUUCAGCAAUGGGAGUCUCAAUAUCAACAUCACCUCCCUCAAAGACGCGGGCACUUUCACCUGCAUAGCAUCCAAUGCUGCUGGGGAAUCUUCAGACGUUGUGGAACUAGUGGUCAACCCACUGCCUCACCUAGCUAACAGCACAAACAGAGUACAGGAGCUAGAGUCAGGACCAUCAGACAUCCUCAUAUCAACUAAGUCUGUAUCGGGCAAUGGUACAAAAGUUCCAGAACCCAAGCUUGUUGUGGCUGAGGUAACAGGCAACUCCGUGCUCAUAAAAUGGCCUUUGCUAUACCACAUUCCAGGGAUCAAGAUGUACCAAGUUCAGUACAAUAGCUCUGCAGAUGACACCCUGAUAUACAGAAUGAUUCCCCCCUCCAGUCAAGACUUCCUUGUGAAAGACUUAGUCUCAGGUCGGGAGUAUGACCUAUGUCUACUAGCUGUCUACGAUGAUGACAUCACGUCCCUGACUGCGACCCAACAAAUCGGCUGCGUCCAGUUCAUCACUGAGAAAGAUUAUAGUCAUUGUCAGUUCAUCCACAGGCAAUUCUUGGGUGGCACCAUGAUAAUUAUCAUAGGAGGCAUCAUUGUCGCCUCUGUACUGGUCUUUAUCAUCCUGAUGAUCCACUACAAGGUUUACAGCUACCAAAAUGGGGACAAGGCCACCAUCACCAGUAUCCACUCCCAUCCAAAAGGUGGACGGACCAGACAGCUCGCCAGGUCCACCUCAAAAGGUUUCGAGAGCCAAGAAGAACAAUCACUAGCCUGCUCUGGAGUAUGGAUCGGGAGCGAGAGUUCUGGAGAAGUAUCUGCUGUCACGAUGAAAAACUGCAACACUAUGACACCAGCAGUGGGCAGCAAGAUUAGGCAACCUUCGGAGAUGAUGGCUGCAGACGCUGUGUCCCCUAUGCACAAGCAGCAAUCGAGGAUUUGCAGAAAACUCAAGAGAUACCCCUGCUGGUCACCUAAGGAGAGAACCACUGAGGAUCUACCUAGAGACAUGCAAAUUCCAGAGGUUGCAGAUGAGAAGAGAGGCUUAAAAAUUGUAUGAUACCUUUCAUAAUUGCCACUGUGCAAGAGAAAUUAAUCAGUCUGCAAUCUAAAGCACUUCUUAGUCAUGGUUUUUAAAUGGGGUCGGCAAUUAGCUGAAUUAAUGAAUAGAUUUAAGAACAGACUGUGUGAUAUUUGUGCACACAGCAGAGCUUUAGCUAUGCGACUGCCAAAGCCUUCUGUACUGUAUGCUGUAAACAAGCAGGUCUUUUCAUUUGUAGUGGUCUGACAUUUCCACAUGCAAAGGCCGGCCAAAACAGAGAAACCGCGGCCCUUAAGUAAUGCAAUCCCUGUUCCUUGUUUCAUUCUGGAAGUAAUGGCAAUACAUGGAAGUAAGUCCAUCUCAGGGAGGCUUCACCCAGUUUCCACCAAAAAUCAUAAAUGCAUUCAGAUUGGAAUUAUCGGUAUCCCUAAUCAUGGAAUCAUGAGUUUUGUCCGUGCUUACAUUGAAAGCUAUAAAGGGAUCAUUUUGAAAUGGGAUCAUUUUUAACCAGUUUAAUCAAGUGACGUUAGAAACAGUACCAUUGUAAUGGAUUAGAGGGCUUGAUAAAUACUAAGCCCCACCUUGUUUAGCUUAUGAGGAUCUGAUGCCGACGGAUCAGUCUGUAUCUAUUGAUUUCAGGUAGUUACAGCAUGAUUAUUGUCUCUGUAACACACUUACAAUGAUGAAGGCAUUUUUUUGUUUACGGUCUGUUUUCACUGAAGCAUAUUUUAACAACCAAUGAUUUCCUGUGAAACAAUAAGUGGUUCUGAAGUUAUUUCAUGUUUUUUGGGUAUUUUUUAUUAUGGUCUUAAGUGAUGAUUUGAGAUGCCCCCUUCUCCAUCCCUCCUUGUGCCGUUCAGAUCAGUGAUAAUGCACGUUUGCUUCAAAACUUUUUAUCAGACACAAACUCUGUCUCCUAGGGAAAGUAGGAGAAUGUACAUGCUAUUGUAUAUUUGAUAGACUAUGUAUGUGGGGAAAAAAAUCAUAGCUCAGUAACACAUUUUUUGCACAUACAAGCAAAUCGAGACUUUAUCAAAUUAUAUUUUGUGAAAUGUUUAGGCAUAAAUUAUGUUCCUCUCCAAGGUUUUGCUGAAGUACUGUUAGUUGCUAUGUAACUGAUGAAAUACCAAAAUGAAUUAUUCAUAGACUAGGUUAUUUUCAUCAUACAACAAAAAUAAAUACAUAAUAAUGAUGAUUUGUCUAACCCCUUUCUCCCAAACGAUGUAAGGAUAUGGCAGUAAUAAAAGAUAAGACUGUCAGUAAUAUAAGGCCUUCCUCCAUUAGUUCAUCUGCCCUCUCUUUUCCACUACAUUCUCUUCCUGAGCCCACAGUGCCUGGUACCAUGAUUCCUUGUUCUUACCUCUGGUUUCCCAUGAUGCUUUGCUUCUUUAUUUUCGCCUGGUUCUGAUGUUGCCACUGACAUUUCGGUCUAUACCAUAAUUUGUCUUUGGGUUCCUUGCCACAAUGUACUCUUUCUUUCAUUGAAACAAACUGUAUCUGGAGUUUUCAGGCUUUUUACAUGCCUUUUUACACGCAUUAUGGUUUUUGUCGAUGAAAUUGUAUAGAUCCACUCACAUAUCCAGCGUUCUCACGAAGCAGAUAACGGGUUGUAUUGGCGUAGCUGUUUACUUCAUUUUCUUUCUAACCAUUCUUCCCAAGAUGUCCCUCUGAAUAACACAUUCCUCAAAAACCCUGAACCAUAAUUUUAUCGUUAAGAGCAUUUUCUUAUGGCACUUUAAAGUGGAAAAAUCCCCUGCUCAGGUGGGUAAACUUCAUGUCUUGCAGUCCGGGACCCACUAAUCCCGGCAUCUGUCACCCAAAACAAAGACAAAUGAGAUUGUCCCAUACACUCAUUUAGAUAUAGCAGCACUCCAAAUGAAAAACAGAUUUUCUGAAGAUUGAUAAAAAAAAAACUAAAGAAGGAAGAAAAGAUACAGAAAUUGAGGUUAGAUUAGUAUAUAUGUCCUUGAGUUCAAACCUGUUAGAAGCUUGUUAUCAUCAUAAAUCAUUUUGGGUAGGCAUCUACUGGUAUAGCGUUUCCUAGAUAAAGGAAUAUUUGCUCAUUCCUCCUUUGAAAAUUCUAAUUCUGAAAAAAAAAUUUGGGAGAUUGCCAACGGACUGCACUCUUCAAUCUCACACAUACUGUAUUCAAGUAGCUUAAGAUCAGGUCUCCCUAUGGAUCGUUCACCAUGAUCUCUAGCCAGUCUUGUCCACAGACUGCUUGAACUUGAACAUGUUAAAAGACUUUACUAAUUUUGACUGAUUUCAGGUAGAGGGUGACUGAUUUUAUUCAAGAACCUGUUUGUAUCUGACACGAAACAGCUUCACGUUAUUUUUACAAAUGAUCCAGUGCCUUAGGAAGAGUAGCCUUCAUAAGUGAUGGGUUGUGGUAGGGAUAGUGACUCGGCAUAUUUAGUUUUCUCAAAACAUAACACUCUACAAAAAUGCCAAAAAAGAUACGUUUCACCAACAUGAAGAAAGCUUUUCCUGCAUAGCUUCAGAGAUUCCAUAGCAUUAUGGUGCAUGCCUUAAAUGACCCACAAAUAAAGCCUAAAUUAAUUAAAUUUAGGUCAUAAACUACUGCUUACACAUCGUAAGCCGAAAAACCGGAAAACAGUUAAUGAAAGCGUCAUUGAUUUGAUUAGUAUGGGAAAAAAACUCAGAGGGCCCUUGGUAGAAGAUGCCUACCACGCUUGGGCACGCCAACCAUACAGCUUAAGUUGGAUGUCCAAACAUUAGCAGGUAAGUCAUUUACGUUGGUCCUCUUCUCGUCCAAUGAGAACUACUGUAGUUGCCCAUUGCCCUUCCAAGCUUAGCCUUAUAGUUCCUUACAAUAUAUGGUACAGAAAGUAGUAGAAUUUGGAAAUUAUUGACUGAGAAGCAGUGUAGGAAUAUAAAACCAUUAUCCUUGCUGCUACCUUUUUUAUUCUUUGUAACUUGGGGAUAAUGUGAUUGGACAUUUUUGAAAGUAAUGCAUAAUAAUAAUGCAAUAAUCUACUGUAUAAAAAAGCAUGUAUUAAUUUUUCUGUGAAAUCGAUGCUUAGAGAUCUGUUUAAUUUUGCGUUGCUUGUAAGCUGUAAGAGGCAUGCCUCAGACUAAGUAACAGGUCCAUCAAAGGGCAGGUCAGACUAGAGGAUGUUGCCUGCAUUACAAAUUGAGUUAGCAAAUGUGAAAUAAACUCGUGUGAGUUAAUCAACAAAUAACGAUCAAUCAUUUUCCAUGUUUUAACUUCCAAAUUUCAAUGUAACAGUGUGCUUUAAUAAUUGACAUGAUAUAUUUUGGUUUGAAAGAUAAGUAGAUUUAAGUGUCUGAAAGUUGAUUUGGUAUUUUCACAGUCUUUAAUGGAAGCAUAUACAAAGAGAAGAGUAAAUCCCCUAACACUGAUCCCUAUUGAAAUGUAGACCCAUCUACGGAUACUGACGAUACCUCACAUUUAUCACAUAUCUUAGUAAAGUGAAUACGAUAUUCUAGGUAAGAGACAAACCAUUUAUAUUACAGGACUUGAAAGUCCCACAAGAGACUGUGGAACAAGAUUAUAUGGUCAAUUCGAUCAAAAGCUGCAACAUCAUAAUUGUCGAAAUACCUUCAUCUCAUGGUGUUAACACUUGAUGUCACUAACACAUUUUAUAUAAAGGAAAUCAGAUUGAUUUUUUUUUCUGGCGGAUGGUGAAUAUCUAUGUAUCUGUUGUAAUUGAGUUGAGUUUUUGAAAAGAAAGGCCAGAUUUGACACUAGUCUAUCUGUUAAAUACCUGAGUUUUAUAAUUUUUUUAUGUUUAGUUUUUUGGUAGUCCUCAGUUCAUUUGCACUUUAAAUGAUCCUGGAACAUGUUCUGCGUGAAGGGAUACAUUUACAGUGAAAAUCAGAACCAGCUAAAAAUUCCGUUAGCAGUUCAGUGGGAACCGAGUACAGCAGACUGGUCUUAUUCUCUAAAUUAAUAACUGCAAUACAAAAGCAUGAUUUAAAUGCCAGCUCUGCUCAGUAUAAGAGGAGUUAGACCUGUCUUGUGCAAGGUCCCUCUAGGUACCACAGUCUCUCCUGCAGUCCAAAGACAUGUAUCUAGGCUAAUGUGUGCUCCUAAAUAGCCUGUAGUCUAUGACUGCAUGUGCAAGUCUAUACCUGGGACAGUCUCCAGCCCCCUUGCCCAGAGUAAGCAGACAGAAGAUGGAUGACUGGUCUCUGUCUUUCCUCAUGAUUCUCCUGGAGUAAUAAAAAUCUGGGUGUAAACUCAC